Messenger RNA from Equus caballus (horse), 11946 nucleotides. RefSeq names its product insulin like growth factor 1 receptor (gene IGF1R). Gene Ontology annotation, cellular component: axon; insulin receptor complex; plasma membrane. NCBI's taxonomy places the organism in Eukaryota, Metazoa, Chordata, Mammalia, Perissodactyla, Equidae. Gene Ontology annotation, molecular function: ATP binding; insulin receptor substrate binding; insulin receptor activity. The record is from RefSeq and is a predicted model, not a curated record. Gene Ontology annotation, biological process: insulin-like growth factor receptor signaling pathway; cellular response to glucose stimulus; multicellular organism development.
GAGCGCGGCGCGGCCGGCCCGCCGCUUUGUGUGUGUCCUGGAUUUGGGAAGGAGCUCGCGGCGGCGGAGGCGGCGGCGCUGAGGGAGGCGGCGGCGGCGAGCGGAGCCCGGAGGAGGCGGAGGAGGGGGAGCCGCUCAUUCAUUUUUCCUCCGCAUUUCUGCCCCCGGCCGGCCUCGCCCGCCACCCGGACUUCGGGGCAAUCUUGCGAACUGCGUCGCGCCCUCCCGGCGCGGGGGCUCGAGCGGCCGGCAGCCUCCCCCUCUGUCUGGGGUCGGGGUGGUUUUGCCUCGUCGAGACGGAUUUGCGCUUUGCCCCGUUUCUGUGCAGUUUUUUCCCCCUCCUGCUUCUAUGGGUUUGAAAAUGGAGGCCGACGACGCCGACAGCCCGCCCCGACGCGCCUCGGGUUCCCGAUUCCGCCGAGCGCUGGGCCGCGGUUCCCGGCGCUGAGGGGCCGCCCCGCUCCGCCGCCCGCCCCGUCCGCGCAGCCCGCCGGGCCGCCCGGCGCCGCCUUCCAGGACUGUUUCCUCGCCCUGGUUUGUGGAGGGGGGGCGAAGACUGAGUUUGAGACUUUCUUUUCCUUUCCUUUUUUUUUUUUUUUCGUUUUUUUUUUUUGGAGAAGGGAAUUUCGUCCCAAAUAAAAGGAAUGAAGUCUGGCUCCGGAGGAGGGUCCCCGACCUCGCUGUGGGGGCUCCUGUUUUUCUCCGCCGCGCUCUCGCUCUGGCCGACGAGUGGAGAAAUCUGCGGGCCGGGCAUCGACAUCCGCAACGACUACCAGCAGCUGAAGCGCCUGGAGAACUGCACGGUGAUCGAGGGCUACCUCCACAUCCUGCUCAUCUCCAAAGCAGAGGACUACCGCAGCUACCGCUUCCCCAAGCUCACGGUCAUCACUGAAUACUUGCUGCUGUUCCGCGUGGCCGGCCUCGAGAGCCUUGGUGACCUCUUCCCGAACCUCACGGUCAUCCGCGGCUGGAAACUCUUCUACAACUACGCCCUGGUCAUCUUCGAGAUGACCAAUCUCAAAGAUAUUGGGCUUUACAACCUGAGGAACAUCACUCGGGGGGCCAUCAGGAUUGAGAAAAAUGCUGACCUUUGUUACCUCUCCACGGUGGACUGGUCCCUGAUCCUGGAUGCAGUGUCCAAUAACUACAUCGUGGGAAACAAACCCCCAAAAGAAUGCGGGGACCUGUGUCCAGGGACAAUGGAGGAGAAGCCAUUGUGCGAGAAGACCACCAUCAACAACGAGUACAACUACCGCUGCUGGACUACAAAUCGCUGCCAGAAAAUGUGCCCGAGCGCGUGCGGGAAGCGGGCGUGCACCGAGAACAACGAGUGCUGCCACCCCGAGUGCCUGGGCAGCUGCAGCGCGCCCGACAACGACACGGCCUGCGUCGCCUGCCGCCACUACUUCUACGCCGGCGUCUGCGUGCCCACCUGCCCGCCCAACACCUAUCGCUUUGAGGGCUGGCGCUGCGUGGACCGCGACUUCUGUGCCAACAUCCCCAGCGCCGAGGGCAGCGACUCUGAGGGCUUCGUGAUCCACGACGGCGAGUGCAUGCAGGAGUGCCCCUCGGGGUUCAUCCGCAACGGCAGUCAGAGCAUGUAUUGCAUCCCUUGUGAAGGUCCUUGCCCCAAAGUCUGUGAGGAAGAAAAGAAAACAAAGACCAUUGAUUCUGUUACUUCUGCUCAAAUGCUCCAAGGAUGCACCAUCUUCAAGGGCAAUUUGCUCAUUAAUAUCCGACGAGGCAAUAACAUUGCCUCGGAACUGGAGAACUUCAUGGGGCUCAUCGAGGUGGUGACAGGCUACGUGAAGAUCCGCCAUUCCCAUGCCUUAGUCUCCUUGUCCUUCCUGAAGAACCUCCGCCAGAUCUUAGGAGAGGAGCAGCUGGAGGGGAAUUACUCCUUCUACGUCCUCGACAACCAGAACUUACAGCAGCUGUGGGACUGGGACCACCGCAACCUGACCAUCAAAGCUGGGAAAAUGUACUUCGCUUUCAAUCCCAAAUUGUGUGUCUCCGAAAUUUACCGCAUGGAGGAAGUGACGGGCACUAAAGGGCGCCAGAGCAAAGGGGACAUCAACACCAGGAACAACGGAGAGAGAGCCUCCUGUGAGAGUGAUGUCCUGCACUUCACCUCCACCACCACGUGGAAGAAUCGCAUCAUCAUAACCUGGCAUCGCUACCGGCCCCCUGACUACAGGGACCUCAUCAGCUUCACUGUCUACUACAAAGAGGCACCCUUUAAAAACGUCACAGAGUAUGAUGGGCAGGAUGCCUGUGGCUCCAACAGCUGGAACAUGGUGGAUGUGGACCUCCCUCCCAACAAGGACGUCGAGCCUGGCAUUCUACUGCACGGGCUGAAGCCCUGGACGCAGUACGCCGUUUACGUCAAGGCCGUGACUCUCACCAUGGUAGAGAACGACCACAUUCGUGGGGCCAAGAGUGAAAUCUUGUACAUUCGCACCAAUGCUUCAGUUCCUUCCAUCCCCCUGGAUGUUCUUUCAGCAUCAAACUCCUCUUCUCAGCUAAUUGUGAAGUGGAACCCACCCUCUCUGCCCAACGGCAACCUGAGUUACUACAUCGUGAGAUGGCAGCGACAGCCUCAGGACAGCUACCUUUACCGGCACAAUUACUGCUCCAAAGACAAAAUCCCCAUCAGGAAGUAUGCCGAUGGCACCAUUGAUGUUGAAGAGGUGACGGAGAAUCCCAAGACCGAAGUGUGUGGUGGAGAGAAAGGGCCUUGCUGUGCUUGCCCCAAAACCGAAGCCGAGAAGCAGGCCGAGAAGGAGGAAGCCGAGUACCGCAAAGUCUUUGAGAAUUUCCUGCACAACUCCAUCUUUGUGCCCAGACCUGAAAGGAAGCGGAGAGAUGUCAUGCAGAUUGCCAACACUACCAUGUCCAGCCGAAGCAGGAACACCACGAUGGCAGACACCUACAAUGUCACAGACCCAGAGGAGCUGGAGACAGAAUACCCUUUCUUUGAGAGCAGAGUGGACAACAAGGAGAGGACUGUCAUUUCUAACCUCCGGCCAUUCACUUUGUACCGCAUUGACAUCCACAGCUGUAACCACGAGGCUGAGAAGCUAGGCUGCAGUGCCUCCAACUUCGUCUUUGCAAGAACCAUGCCUGCAGAAGGAGCAGAUGACAUUCCUGGGCCGGUGACCUGGGAGCCAAGGCCUGAAAAUUCCAUCUUUUUAAAGUGGCCAGAACCUGAGAAUCCCAAUGGAUUGAUUCUAAUGUAUGAAAUAAAAUAUGGAUCACAAAUCGAGGAUCAGCGAGAAUGUGUAUCCAGACAGGAGUACAGGAAGUAUGGAGGGGCCAAGCUUAACCGGCUCAACCCCGGGAACUAUACGGCCCGGAUCCAGGCCACCUCUCUCUCUGGAAAUGGGUCGUGGACUGAUCCUGUGUUCUUCUAUGUCCCGGCCAAAACGACAUAUGAAAAUUUCAUCCAUCUGAUCAUUGCUCUGCCUGUUGCCGUCCUGUUGAUAGUGGGAGGGUUGGUUAUAAUGUUGUACGUCUUCCAUAGAAAAAGAAAUAACAGCAGGCUGGGGAAUGGAGUGCUGUAUGCAUCUGUGAACCCAGAGUACUUCAGCGCAGCUGAUGUGUAUGUCCCUGAUGAGUGGGAGGUCGCUCGGGAGAAGAUCACCAUGAGCCGAGAGCUGGGACAGGGCUCCUUUGGGAUGGUAUAUGAAGGAGUUGCCAAGGGCGUGGUCAAAGAUGAGCCUGAAACCAGAGUGGCCAUUAAAACGGUGAACGAGGCUGCAAGCAUGCGUGAAAGGAUUGAAUUUCUCAAUGAGGCUUCAGUGAUGAAGGAGUUCAAUUGUCACCAUGUGGUGCGGUUGCUGGGUGUGGUGUCCCAGGGCCAGCCAACGCUGGUCAUCAUGGAGCUGAUGACACGGGGGGAUCUCAAAAGUUAUCUCAGGUCUCUGAGGCCAGAAAUGGAGAAUAAUCCAGUCCUAGCACCUCCAAGCCUAAGCAAGAUGAUCCAGAUGGCUGGAGAGAUUGCAGACGGCAUGGCAUACCUCAAUGCCAACAAGUUCGUCCACAGAGACCUUGCCGCCCGGAACUGCAUGGUGGCCGAAGAUUUCACAGUCAAAAUUGGAGAUUUUGGUAUGACGAGAGAUAUCUAUGAGACAGACUAUUACCGGAAAGGAGGGAAGGGAUUGCUGCCUGUGCGCUGGAUGUCGCCCGAGUCCCUCAAGGAUGGAGUCUUCACCACUCAUUCUGACGUCUGGUCCUUUGGGGUUGUCCUCUGGGAGAUUGCCACGCUGGCCGAGCAGCCAUACCAGGGCUUGUCCAACGAGCAAGUCCUUCGCUUCGUCAUGGAGGGCGGCCUUCUAGACAAGCCGGACAACUGCCCUGACAUGCUGUUUGAGCUGAUGCGCAUGUGCUGGCAGUACAACCCCAAGAUGAGGCCUUCCUUCCUGGAGAUCAUCAGCAGCAUCAAGGACGAGAUGGAGUCUGGCUUUCGGGAGGUCUCCUUCUACUAUAGCGAGGAGAACAAGCCACCCGAGCCAGAGGAGCUGGACCUGGAGCCGGAGAACAUGGAGAGUGUCCCCCUGGACCCCUCCGCCUCCUCGUCCUCCCUGCCGCUGCCCGACAGACACUCAGGACACAAGGCCGAGAACGGCCCAGGCCCUGGCGUGCUGGUUCUCCGAGCCAGCUUUGAUGAGAGACAGCCUUACGCGCACAUGAACGGGGGACGCAAGAACGAGAGGGCCUUGCCUCUGCCCCAGUCUUCGACCUGCUGAUCCUUGGAUCCCGAAUCCCGUGCAGACAGUCACGUGUGUGCACGCUCGGCGGGUGGGGGGAGAGAGUUUUAACAAUCUAUUCACAGCCUCCUGUACCUCAGUGGAUCUCCAGAACUGCCAUUGCUGCCCACGGGAGACGGCUUCUCUGCAGUAAACACAUUUGGGAUGUUCCUUUUUUCAAUAUGCAAGCAGCUUUUUAUUUCCCUACCCAAACCCUUAACUGACAUGGGCCUUUAAGAACCUUAAUGACAACACUUAAUAGCAACAGAACACUUGAGAAUUGAGUCUCCUCACUCUCUUUCCUUGUCUCUUCUGUCAUCUCUCUCUCUCACCCCAGUCUCUCUGGUCUCUCUCUCUGUCUCUCGCCUCUCUCAUGUCUCUUUCUCACACCUUUCUCUUUCCUUCUGCUUCAUAAUGGAAAAACAUUUGCCGCAGACCCAGCCAGGACACCCUUUUUAUCAGAUUGAGGAAAUAGUGUCCUCCCUGUGGCCCCACAUUGCCCCUGUACACACCUGCCUGUCACCGUAGGUCUUUAUAAAAAACAUGUUGAGACGGAAUUUUUUAACUAUAUCUCUCACCUUUUUAGGGACAUGAAACUUAAAAAGGGCCAUCAUUCAUCCAAGGUUGUUACCAUUUUAACGCUGCCAAAUUCUGCCAAAACCCUGAACCUUCUCCCUCACAACCCCUGCACUUGUUUUCUUGUUUCCAGAGGCAUGGGGCGAGCAUGGUGUCUGGGCCCUCCGUUUAAGCGCCACGCUGGUGAUGCACUCCAUCUGAUCAUCCCCUGGUGUUCUGUUCAAGUCUCGCGGUCACACAGGUCUGAUUGCUUCUGACUAGGUUAUGUUUUGGGGGAACUGGACAGAAUGGGACUUUCUCUCAGUGAAGACGGGGAGAAGCUGAACUGGCUUCCUUGCCCCACCUCCUCACCCCCACCUUCUAGCCCCAGGAAUUCUGGAGAAAACAGGCCCUGUCGAGAGCCUGGAAGACAGGCUCUGAGUAAAGGUCGCGCACGUGCCAGUCUCCUGUCCCCGCCCCAGCUCCCCUCCCAGCCCCCAAGGACACAGAUGGGAAGGGGUUUCCAGGGACUCAGCCCAACUGUUUAUGCAGGUUUGCAAGGAAAGAAAUUCAAACACCACCACAACAGUAAGAAGAAAAGCAGUAAAUGGAUUCAAGCAUUCUAAGCUUUGUUGACAUUUUCUCUGUUACUAGGACUUCUUCAUGGGUCUUACAGUUCUAUGUUAGACCAUGAAACAUUUGCAUACACAUCGUCUUUAAUGUCACUUUUAUAACUUUUUUACGGUUCAGAUAUUCAUCUAUACGUCUGUACAGAAAAAAAAGCUGCUAUUUUUUUUGUUCUUUAUCUUUGUGGAUUUAAUCUAUGAAAACCUUCAGGUCUACCCUUCUUCCCUUUCUGCUCACUCCAAGAAACUUCUUAUGCUUUGUACUAGAGUGCGUGACUUUCUUCCUCUUUUCCCAGUAAUUGAUACUUAUAUAACAUAAUUUGCCAUGAACUGUUUGAUGCCUUUUGAUAAAUACAUCCUCCCCUCCCCCCAGCCCCACCCCGUCAGUUCUGUUCUAACCCGUAGGCUCUGUGGGCACGAGGCUGGUGAGGGAAGGCGGUGGGCAGAAGGCGGCGCCGCCCCUGGGGCCACAGUCCCGGGGUGCCACACGCCCCUACUCAGCCUGCUCUCACAUAGCAUUUGAGUCUGUUACAGUGCAAGACAUGAUACAAACUCAGGUCAGAAAACAAAGGUUAAAUAUUUCGCACAUCCUUGUUCAGUGUUGAUAGUCACCGUUGUUGAAAAGCCUCACCUUCUCUUUCCCUUGCCUUUGUUCUGGUUGUGACACACAUCUAUCUAUUUUUUUAAUUCUUGGGUACAACAGCAGUUUUAACUGCAGACACUAGGUAUUUGGAUUACUUUUUUUUAAUGGAUAUUUAAUCCUUCCAUCCCAUGAAAAACAGCUGCUGAGUCCAAGGGUGCAGCGGAACGUGGUCCAGCGAGCCCCUCUGUGGCCUUCCGCCACCACCCUCCAGACCGACCUACCUGUCUUUAGAACCUGAAAAUCCCCAGGGUCCUCCCUGGCACUUGCGGGGAGUGAGGCACAGGGGCGCAUCCUCGGGGUGUCAGCAAGCCCACCGCCCAGUCUACCGGCCUGAGGACCAGGUUGGGGCAGUGCGGGCACCAAAGUGGCCGAGGAGCCCAUGCUCACUCCCAGGGGACCAGAGCCCUGGCGCUGGCGCGCUUUUCCUUGGCCAGGAGUCCAAGUCCUCGGCCCGGGGGUCUUGUUUUGUUUAGUUUUUAGCACUUCUCACCAGAGUGAUGACAGCACAAGAGUUGCUUCUGGGAUGGAAAUGUUUAUGAGUAAGAACAAAGUUAAAAUACAGUGAUUGCUAGUUGUGACUGGAGAUUAAACACAAAAAAGGAAGUUUGUAGUGCUUUUUUGCUUGUCAGUAGUUUCAGUCCCACGAUUUUCUCUAGCCUCUGUGCCAUAGUUUUUCCCUUUAAAAAAAUGAAAAAAUGAAAAAAGAAAAAAGGUAAUUAAGAAGGAAUUAUAUGUAGGAGUUUUCUUUUAAUUUAUUUUGUGAUACCAGUUUCAAUCACUGUAGAGAAGCCCCAUUAUGAAUUUAAAUACUGAGAAAAGGGUUUUUGUGUGUGUGUGCGUGUGCGUGUAAGACAGGACAGUUUUUGUUUUUUUGUGUUGUUUUUUCCCCAAACAUUUAUCUACCUCACUCUUAUUUUUUAUAUGUGUAUAUAUAAAAAGAAUACAUCUCACAUUUCUCAGCACCUGACAAUAUGCCGUUGAUACUGGUAACCUCAUCCACACCACAGGCCGCACGCACCAGGUGAGGCAGGGAGAGGCCAGGCUGCGUCGGGGGCGGAGCAGCACUCACUCCCUGGGCUCCUCGCAGACCGCUUGCCUUCGUCUGAGAUGUCUUGUUUUGCGUUGCUUUUGUUCUUCUCCUACCUUGUUUCCUAGAGGCUGUGAGGCGUUAGGAUCCCCUCCCAGCUGGCCCUUGCCUGCUGUGAGGGGGGCGCGCCCAGCACGCAGUGGAGGCCUCCAGCCGGCCCAGGCUGGUUGUCUUUGAAACCAACUACUUUGUGCAGAUUGAAUGACGAACAUAUUCCAUCAUUGGAAGAGCAGUGGUGACCCAGGUUUUGAGGGUAGGAAGUGCCCGGGGGCAGACAGUCGCUGUUGGAAGCCCACUUGGCAGUGUGUGGGUUUGGUUUGCAGCCCUAGCCCCGGCCUGUGCCCCAGCAGGUUCACGUCGGCCGGGCACCGUGUCAGCACUUUGAGAGCUCGGUCCGCCAGGCCUUCUGUUCAAGAAUGCAGAGGUUCCUGACCUAACAGCCAGUCCCACGUAGAAUGUACAGAGGACAAAAGUCCCCUUCUCUCUCUCCAGACUGUUCUCCAACACUACCCUCACCACUUCCUCCCCCAGGGGAAAACAAAGAUGUACCAAACCUUUGGGCUGGAAAGGGCUGGUGGUCGGCACAGAGCCUCCUUCUGGGGUGUCACGCCUCCCGCCAGGGCUGUGCCUCCAUCCCGCUGUCCUGCUGCUCACAGGGGUGGAUGGUGCCUUCCCCAUUCCAGCAGCUGCUCUUACAGGCACUGGUGAUUUUAUCUGGGAAACAUGGUGGGGGUUUUCCCAAAGUGUGGAUGGCUCCUUUAAAGUUCCAGUACUGCAGUUAAGCUCAGGAGCAUUUUCCCUCCUGCAAGAAUACUACUCUCCUUUCCCAAGUCCCCUGGGAUCGUAAGGUCAUUGAGAAAUACUGUUCGAUCAGGGUUUUCUUCUUCCACACUGUAGGUGACCCCUUGGAAUAGUGGCCUCUUCUCUCUUUUGCACAUACCUACCGGUUUCCACAACUGGAUUUCUGCAGAUCAUUCAGCUGGUUAUAGGGUUUUGUUUAAACUGUCCGAGUUGUUGGUGUCAUUUUGUUUUUGUUUUAUGUAGGUGGUUUUUCUUUAAAUAGAAAGAAAACACUAAUAGCAUAGUGCCCAUCAUAACAAAUGCUUCAGAAACACUUAAAUAAACGCGAAAAUGAUGCUUGUGUGAUGGUGCAGUCAUUUUACUGGACCAAACCACCCACCUUGACUAUACCAAGGCAUCUCUCCACAGUUCUAGCCUAAUUUUAUGCUCAUUUCCCCACCUCUUCUUGAUUUUUCUCUUUUGUAUGCUCCAAAUAAUUUAAUCUAGCUGAGUUGUGGCAUUUUCCAUGCAACCUCCUUCUGACAGCAGCUCACACUGCUUGAAGUGACAUGAACCACUGAGGCACAUCAUUCAAUUGAUGUGAGCGUUAAAACAUUAUCACACACAGCCCUUCCCUGAGGCAGCAGGAGCUGGUGUAUUCUGGAGACAUUGUUGAACUGCAGCUGUGUGAGACCCCGACCACCCCAGGUCUCCUUUAUGGGAUGUUGUGACAUUUGAUACACAGUUGGAAUGAGCUUUCCUCCUUGAAGAUAGAAGACCGUGUUCGUGGCCAACACUGGCCUCUCCUUCCAGCCUGUUUCGUAUGACUCGGAACAACACUGCAAUGGUAGGAAAAGUGGCUUGGUAAAACAGAAAAGUGGUUAUUGUGGAACUACCCAAUGGUAAAAUACUUGGCAUGAAGUCAUGUGUUUCAGUUGGGAUAACAGAUUUACAAGCCAAGUAUGAUGCCAAAUUCUAGGCCAGUGUGUUCCACCGAAGCGUCUUUCUCAGCAGCCCACCUCUGGGGUGGCAGGUGGCUGUACAUGAUACAGGCCGCUGUUGUGGCAAGGUCACACUAGCUCAGAUCGGUGAGAAGGCUAGGAUGCUUGGUCCAAGGUCCUCAGCUGUCACUGUUGGGUCCUCCCAAGGUGGCCAGACAGUGUUGAAGGCAACUCCUUUCCAAAACGUAGGCACCCUCCAGUUGACAGUAAUGCUCCAUGGUAUGCCUUGGCCCAUUCCAGCAGUCCCAGUAAUGCAUUUAAAGUUUGGGGUUUGUUCUUUUGUUAAUGUUACUUUUGUGUUUGUCAGCUGUCUUUUCAUUUCCUGGGCUAAGCAGCAUUGGGAGAUAUGGACCAGAGAUCCACUCUUUAAGAACCAGUGAUGAAAGUCAAACUUUCUUACUCCCCUCUGACGUAGUUGGUGGCACAAAUGAGAACUUCGAGAGAGGAUGUUGUUAGAUUGAACCUCUGUUGCCAGAGAUGCUGAAGAUACAGACCUUGGACAGGCCAGAGGGUUUCAUUUUUGGCCUCCAGCUUAGAUGACUAGUUGGUCAUUUAGAGAAAAAGCAGAUGAACACUCCUUGAUGGUGGAAUGAUCAGGCAGUAGGAAACCAUUAACGGGUCAUGACACGACAUGAAGAGAAGAAUUGCGAGCAGAAGGGUACAGGGCUUGGAAGAAGUGUGGGCCAUGUUCUGAACUUGAUGGUUUCUGAAGGUUUCUGAAGGUGUUUCAGACCACAUCAAGGCUCAAGAGUCAUCCGUGGGCGUUUGGUUUCAACAAAUAAAACUAACAUCCUACUUUGGAAACUGUUAUCGCGGAGUUAAGUCAAACUGUUCAAGAACUCGAACUGCAUCACACCUGUCAGUUGUCAGUUCUGGGGCAUGACUUUUAGAGUUUUGUUUUAUUUUGUUUAUGCAAGAACAUAAUGAUCACUCAUCUGUAUGUCCACGUUUGUGUGUGUCCACAUCUUUCUGGUAAACAUUGUUUUAAUUAGUCACUCAUUAGCGUUUUCAAUAGGGCUCUUAAGUCCAGUAGAUUACGGGUAGUCAGUUGACGAAGAUCUGGUUUACAAGAACUAAUUAAAUGUUUCAUUGCAUUUUUGUAAGGACAUAGAAUAAUUUUAUAAAAUGUUUGUAGUUUAUAAUUGCCGAAAAUAAUUUAAAGACACUUUUUUUCUCUGUGUGUGCAAAUGUAUGUUUGUGAUCCAUUUUUUUUUAGGACACCUGUUUACUAGCUAGCUUUACAAUAUGCCAAAAAACGAUUUUUCCCUGACCCAAGACGUGGUUCACCCUCUUUUCUCCCAUGCUUUGUGCCCUAGUUUAUAACAAAGGAAUGAUGAUGAUUGCGGUAGUUCUGUAUCUUCAGUAUCUUGGUCUUCCAGAACCCUCUGGUUGGGAAGGGGAUCAUCUUUUACUGGUCAUUUCCCUUUGGAGUGUAGCUACUUUAACAGACUGAAAUAACCUCAUUGGCCAAGGAAACAGCAGAGGUGCUGCAGUGCAGCGGCGCCCAGGGCGCCACUGAGCAUCUGGUCUGGUAGCUCUGGCAUUUGCCAUUGUUGCGCGAUGCCUGGAGAUGGAACGACUGGACCGCACAGCUAACGGUUUGCCCAGUGACCGCCGCACACAGACUUAGCACACAAAAGAGGAUAAUUCUGGUGCACGCAGGCCGUUUGCCUACAUGCCCUGUAUCAUGAUCAAUGCUUUGUUAAAGCAAGGAAGAGACCCUAUUUAUUUUUAUUUAAGGCAGAACACCGAAGAUACAUUUUUCCAAUACAAAACAAGUUCUUUUUAAUAAAAACUACACAAAAGUUUUUUUUGUUUGACUCCAUUUCCUCUAGCUCCCAAUGGAUUGUUGGCCAUGUUCUACACAACUCCACAAAAUCCCCAUCAUUGGAAACAUCUGGAUGUUUUGCACUAUAUGGGAGAAAGGUCCAGAAACAAUUUGGUUUUUGUUUUCAAUUUUUCAUUCGGAUCUUUGGCGUUGCGUAGACACAUCCACAGGUGGAAUAGAUGCUUGGCAAAAACACCUGUCUGCUUUCUAAGCCAGUGAGGUUGAGGUGAGAGGUUUGCCAGAGUUUGUCUACCUCUGGGACAGAAAAAAAUCAAACCAGAAGGCGCGAUGGAAUGGAUGCAUCGCAAAUAAUGCAUUUUCUGAGUUUUCUUGUUUAAAAAAAAAAGUUUUUUAAAAAAAGGAAAAAAAAAGGUAAUAACAUGGCCAAUUUGUUACAUAAAAUGACUUUCUGUGUAUAAAUUAUUCCUAAAAAAAAUUCCUCUGUUUAUAUAAAAAAAUCAGUAGAUGAAAAAAAUUUCAAAAUGUUUUUGUAUAUUCUGUUGUAAGAAUUUAUUCCUGUUAUUGCGAUAUACUUUGGAUUCUUUACAUUAUGAAAAAAAGAAACUUUGUCUAUUUUGAAUGGCUGAAGCUAAAGCAACUUUAGUUUCUCUUACUCUGCUUUUUUCUAGUAGUUAAAGUACUACAUGGUUUAAGUUAAAUAAAAGAAUUCUGUAUGCA